UUCUACUGCUGCCUCUCAAAAUGCCGUUAAGCCUCCAGAUGAACUGAAGAAAGAAAAUUCACUUUGAAAAGAAAUUUUCAGAGAUAUCAAACAGUGGAUUGCAGUUGAGUCUGUACCUGAAGUGACUUGAUCUUGAUGAGCAAAAAAUGGCAUGUUUUCACAGGUUUGAAGAGCCCCAGACCAUGUCUUUGUGGACUUUUGUAUAUGCCAUGGAUUGGGGAUGAAACAGGCUGUGGUCACACACUGGGAAGGUGGCUAUGGGAUGGAUGCGAACAAGAAAAACAAGCGAGAAGGGAGCGAGGUCACUGAAAGACUUAUCACUGAAACAGUAACUGCAAGACUGACAUCCUUACCACCAAAAGGGGGGACCAGCAAUGGCUACACUAAGACGGGCUCGCUUGGCGGAGGGAGCCGACAGGAGAAGCAAAGCCUGAUUCACGGCAGCAGCAGCUACAUCAACUCAAGUGGAAGCCUCCGCGGCAGCACCUCCACUUCCAGCUACAGGAGGGCCCAUUCAUCCGCCUCCACUCGGCCCGACUCCCCAGGCUCCACCUUUGAGAGGAAAGCGCACAUGACCCGCCAUGGGACCUAUGAAGGCAGCUCCAGCGGCAACUCCUCUCCCGAGUACCCGCGGAAGGAAUUUGCCUCUUCUGCCACCAGAGGACGGAGCCAAACACGAGAGAGCGAAAUCCGAGUUCGACUACAGAGUGCAUCUCCAUCCACCAGGUGGACAGAACUGGACGACGUGAAGCGUUUGCUCAAGGGCAGCCGGUCUGCGAGUGCCAGUCCCACCCGGAAUUCUUCCAACACACUUCCCAUCCCCAAGAAGGGCACUGUGGAGACCAAGACGGUGACGGCAAGCUCCCAAUCGGUGUCGGGCACCUAUGACACGACCAUCCUGGACGCCAACCUUCCCUCGCACAUGUGGUCCUCCACGCUGCCUGCGGGCUCCUCCCUCGGGACCUACCACAACAACAUCACCACCCAGAGCUCCUCCCUCCUCAACACCAAUGCCUACUCAGCAGGCUCAGUCUUUGGAGUUCCAAAUAACAUGGCGUCCUGCUCUCCCACCCUGCACGCUGGACUCAGCAGCUGCUCCUCAGUGUUUGGCGUGCAGAACAACCUGGCCCCCAGCUCUUCCACUCUGCCCCAUGGCACAGCCACCACCUCCACAACAUAUGGCAUGAAAAAAAAUAUGCCCCAGAGCUCUGCUGUGGCGAGCACUGCUGUGUCCACCUCUGCAGCAUGCACCACGAGGGUCCAGAGUGAGGAGCAGCUACACAGAGACUGCAAGUUCCUGCUCAUGGAGAAGGACAACGUGCCCACCAAGAAGGAUGUAGAGCUGCUGGUCAUGUCCAAGGACAGCGGCAAGGUCUUCCCUGCCACGCCCACCGGCGUCACAGCCACUUCCUUUUCAGAAGACACUCUGAAGAAAGAAAAGCAGGCUGCCUAUGCUGCCGACGCCUGCCUGAAGGCUGAAGCUAACGGAGACUUGAAGACGGUGUCCACAAAGGGCAAGGACGACUUCGCAAAAAUCCACGGUUAUGACCAUGGCGGUGGCCGAGGUGGUGGCGGAGGCGGCGGCAGCAGCAGCGGGGGACAGUGGGGUGCGGCGCCAGCCUGGUGCCCGUGUGGCACCAGUUGCAGCUGGUGGAAAUGGCUGCUGGGCCUGCUGCUCACCUGGCUGCUGCUCCUGGGGCUGCUCUUUGGCCUCAUCGCUCUGGGUGAGGAGGUGAGAAAGCUGCGGGCCCGCGUGGAUGAGCUGGAGAGGAUGCGGGGCAGCAUGAUAUUGCACGGGGAGACCCUGGAGAAGAGCAGCAAGGAUCGCCUGCUGGCAGCACCAGGCAUGGGCACAGGCAUGGGCAAGACGGGACUGGACAGCUCCAGCCAGGAGGCACUCUGGCUGUUUGUGCGGAACAAGCUGUUGCUGGAGCAGGAGAACGGAAACCUCCGGGGAAACCCUGGCCCUAAAGGUGACAUGGGAAGUCAAGGCCCUAAAGGAGACCGCGGGCUUCCUGGGGCUCCAGGCACCCCUGGGCCCUUGGGUCUCCGUGGCCCAGAAGGACCAAAGGGGCAAAAAGGCAGCGUGGGAGAACCCGGCAUGGAAGGCCCCAUGGGCCAGAGAGGGCGAGAGGGCCCCAUGGGGCCACGUGGGGAACCAGGACUUCCUGGGUUUGGAGAGAAAGGAGAGAGAGGGGCUGCUGGUGAACCAGGUCCUCAUGGCCCCCCAGGAGUCCCAGGUUCUGUGGGUCCAAAAGGUUCCAGCGGCUCUCCUGGGCCUCAGGGGCCCCCAGGUGCCAUCGGCAUCCAGGGGCUCCGAGGUGAAGUGGGACUUCCUGGUGUCAAAGGUGACAGAGGUUCUGUGGGACCACCUGGACCCAAAGGUGACCAGGGUGAGAAGGGAUCACGAGGCCUCACAGGCGAGCCUGGCAUGAGAGGUCUGCCUGGUGCCGUGGGUGAGCCCGGGGCCAAAGGAGCCAUGGGCCCCGCUGGUCCUGAUGGAAACCAAGGCCCACGAGGUGAACAAGGCCUGAUGGGGAUGCCAGGAUCCCGUGGCCCACCAGGACCUUCUGGAGACCCAGGAAAGCCAGGUGUGACAGGACCCCAGGGCCCUCAGGGGCUCCCAGGGACACCCGGCCGGCCAGGCACUAAAGGUGAACCUGGUGCUCCAGGCAGGAUCGUGACUUCAGAGGGGUCAUCGACCAUCACUGUCCCAGGCCCCCCAGGACCUCCUGGUGCCAUGGGACCCCCAGGACCUCCAGGUUCUCCAGGCCCUACUGGUCCUGCUGGCAUCCCUGGACAGCAAGGCCCGCGAGGGGAGCCCGGCCUGGCCGGGGAGUCCUUCACGAGCAGCAGCUCCAUCUCCGAAUUCCUCUCCACGCAAGGCCUGGAUUUACGAGGGCCCCCAGGCCCGCCUGGACCACGUGGGCCGCCAGGACCUUCCAUCCCAGGCCCCCCAGGACCCCGAGGCCCACCAGGGGAAGGCAUGCCAGGCCCCCCAGGCCCCCCAGGAUCUUUGCUGGCCGACUCAGAAACCUUCUACUCUGGCCCUCCUGGCCCACCUGGCCCUCCAGGGCCCAAGGGAGACCAAGGUCCUCCUGGCCCCAGAGGACAUCCAGCGUCUAGUUCUCUUGGAGUCGAUCUGCAGGGACGGCCAGGCCCACCAGGCCCACAGGGACCCAAAGGUGACAAAGGUGAUCCUGGUGUUCCUGGUGUUCCCUCGCGAGGGGGAUCAUCGAGCACCAUGUACAUGCAGGGCCCACCUGGCCCACCUGGGCCCCCCGGGCCUCCCGGCUCCCUCAGCAACUCCGGCCGUGAGAUUCAGCAGUUCCUGUCCGAGUACCUGCAGAGUGACAGCAUUAGGACUUACCUUUCUGGAGUCCAGGGUCCCCCUGGCCCGCCUGGCCCCCCAGGGCCUAUCACCACCAUCACGGGUGAGACCUUCGACUACUCGGCACUGGCGAGCCUCGUCGUGAGCUACCUGAAGACUUCUGGGUACAGCCUCAGCUCAUCCUCGGGCGCCAUCUCUUCUGAGGACAUCCUGGUGGCACUGCAGCGGGACGAUGUGCGUCAGUACCUGCGCCAGUUCCUGACGGGCCCUCGGGGUCCCCCGGGGCCUCCAGGAGCCAGUGGUGAUGGGUCCCUGCAGUCAUUGGACUACGCAGAGCUGAGCAACCGCAUUCUCAGCUACCUGUCCAGCUCUGGGAUCAGCAUUGGCCUUCCUGGGCCCCCCGGACCCCCAGGCCUGCCAGGAACAUCCUAUGAGGAGCUCCUCUCCCUGCUCCGAGGGUCUGAAUUCAGAGGCAUCGUCGGCCCCCCAGGCCCUCCAGGACCCCCAGGGAUCCCAGGCAAUGCAUGGUCCAGCAUCAGUGUGGAGGACCUCUCCUCUUACUUGCACACUGCCGGCUUCUCCUCCAUCCCAGGCCCUCCCGGUCCUCCUGGGCCUCCAGGGCCUCGAGGGCCCCCAGGGGUCUCCGCAGCUCUGGCCACCUAUGCAGCCGAGAACAGCGACAGCUUCCGGAGUGAGCUGAUUAGCUACCUCACAAGUCCUGAUGUUCGCAGCUUCAUCGUGGGCCCCCCAGGCCCUCCAGGGCCGCAGGGACCGCCUGGGGACAGCCGCCUGCUGUCGCUGGAUGACGCCUACAGCCGGAGAAGCAGCUCCUCCUCACACAGCUCAGCUGCCCGGCGGGGCUCCUCCUACAGCUCUUCGAUGGGGGGUUCCCUGGGUGAAGGGGGAGCCUUCAGUGCAGGCGACGGGGGCCCCUAUGGCACCGACUUCGACACAGACGGAGGCUUUGAGGCAGCAGCAGAGGGCGGCAUGUACGGUGGAUCCUUACGGGCUGGGUUUGCUGGAGACCUGGAUUACAACGAACUGGCUGUCCGUGUGUCCGAGAGCCUGCAGCGUCAAGGCCUGCUGCAAGGGAUGGCCUACACUGUCCAGGGCCCACCAGGUCGGCCUGGGCCCCAAGGGCCCCCUGGCAUCAGCAAGGUCUUCUCUGCCUAUAGCAACGUGACUGAAGACCUCAUGGACUUCUUCCGCACUUAUGGGACCAUUCCAGGACCCCCUGGGCAGAAAGGAGAGGUGGGCAUCCCAGGACCCAAAGGCGACAGAGGUGCUGCAGGACCAAGAGGUCCCUCUGGGCCACCUGGCCCUCGAGGGCACAAGGGAGAAAAAGGAGACAAAGGUGACCAAGUCUAUGCUGGGCGGAGGAGGAGAAGCAUCGCCCCCAGGCCGUGAGCUAGCCUUGGCAGAGGAGGCUCCAUCGCAUUCUCUCAAGCACAAAGCUGAUGUCUACCCUGGCCAAGAACCACCAGCAACAGCUGUAGUCUGA
This is a messenger RNA of Ochotona princeps (American pika), 4832 nucleotides long. RefSeq names its product collagen type XVII alpha 1 chain (gene COL17A1). The transcript has 57 exons. Lineage: Eukaryota; Metazoa; Chordata; Mammalia; Lagomorpha; Ochotonidae. The coding region runs from base 221 to 4738 and encodes 1505 amino acids. The record is from RefSeq and is a predicted model, not a curated record.